Messenger RNA from Pezoporus flaviventris, 2585 nucleotides. It is a transcript of the gene LRRC41, whose product is annotated as leucine rich repeat containing 41. The record is from RefSeq and is a predicted model, not a curated record. Lineage: Eukaryota; Metazoa; Chordata; Aves; Psittaciformes; Psittacidae. Gene Ontology annotation, cellular component: nucleus; cytoplasm. The transcript has 10 exons. The coding region runs from base 25 to 2367 and encodes 780 amino acids.
GGUGGGGUAGCAGUGAGAGGGGCGAUGGCGGCGGAGGGGCCGCGCAGUCUGUUCUCGCUAAGCGCGACGGCCGUGAGCCGCAGCAUGGCGGCUCUGGAGCGGGACGUCUGGGCGCUGCCCGGACAUCUCCUGCGGGGGCUCCUGCCGCUUCUCACCGUCUUCCACCUCGAGCGGGCUGAGGGCGCAGCACAGAGAGCAGGCCUCUCGACGCAGCCCAUCUGGCGCAAGCUGUGGGAUGAUGUGAUGAAAACCAGGCCGCCCAACUCGGAGAGUAUAACCUGUUGGAGGAAGAAGUUCCUUGAAACGUUCUUCUCCAACGUUCUUCACGGUGUCUUGGAUGUCUCCUCUGACUGGCGCCUCCAUCACCAUCACUUCUCCCCGCUGCUCCACAGCUCCCCGCACGUUUCCCAGCUUACCCUCUGCAACAUGCUGCAGGGUGCGGUGGAGCUCACUGCUGAGCACAACCAGAAGGUGCUUGAAAACCUGGCUGGCUCCCUGCGGAUCCUGAAGUUCCAGCACCUCCUCUCCUCUGACCAGUCCAUCAGGUGUUCGCUGGUUUUACUUCUUCACCGGCUGAUUCACCAUGGCUCUGUCAGCCAAGUGUCCAUGUAUUCCUGGCCUGUUCCCGACACAGUUCUUCUCGUUCUCAUUUUGAGCAUGAGUGCUGGGUUCUGGCGCUCGGGCAAUGCCCUCAUGUAUCACAGUAGCCUGUGUGGCUUUUGCAGAGAGGAGGGCAAAGCCCAAAGCCAGGAGCUGCCACGAGCACAAGCAGAGAGGAGCUGUUACGAUGAGAGGGAGCGGAGCAGUGAUGAGAACCAGAGGGCAUGCCCCAGUGCCCCGGAAGAGGCUGACACUGAAGUGAAUGAGUGUGGGGCUGAUGCUUAUCUGAACUCUGUCCUCUCAAGUUCUCCUCUGCAUUACCGAGCGUGUGAGGAGGCAAGCAGCAAGGUGCCCUGUGACCACACCAGCGUUGAGGGAGGUUCUUGUUGCAUCUCAGAUCAGCCGUCCUGUCAGCGUGUUCUUCGAAAGACACGCAGACGACUAAAAUCUGCCGUGGGGAAGAAACGUCGCUGCCUCAGACGAAGCAGGGGACCACAUGCCGACUCAGAAGACCUGUAUGAUUUUGUUUUCACUGUUGCUAAAGAGGAUAAUUCAGGGUUACUCAACAAAAACAGUGCCACAGAGGGAGAAAACGCUGAGAACUGGACUAGUUCCUCCUCAGGAUCCCCGUGCAACGGCCAUGCUGGCUGUAAGAAAAGAGGAGGAUCUGCUGGGAUCUCUUCUCUGAAAGCUGCUCACCGCUUCCGAAGCGUAUCCACGCUGGAAUUGUUCUCCAUUCCUUUGACUGGGGAGACAUGUCGGACUCUGAGUAACCUGCUGAGCUCCUGGGUGUCUUUAGAAAACUUGGUUCUGUCUUACAACGGCCUGGGUGCUAACAUCUCCUGCAUCCUCUCAGCGCUCCGGGCCCUGUCCCGCCACUCGGACUGCCACCUCCACGUGCUGCGUGUGAGCGACAUCUUCUCCCACAUGCCUUGCAUGGAGCUUGUUUGCUGCAUCCUGAGCGCCUCUCCCCAGCUCCGCACGCUCUCAGUCAGCUUCGACCUCAAAAACCAGCUGGAAGGGAACAGGCCAGAGGGGAAUCCAACCUGCAGUGAGGUAGAAAUUCCAGAGAGCUGCCUGGAGCAGCUGGAGAUCCGAUUCCCCAGGGAACCUCUGCACACCUCGUUCUUGCUGCCAGUGCUCAAGGCAUCAAAGUCCCUCCAGCAGUUGUCCCUUGACAGUGCUACACUGCCUUCUUCUCAGGAGCUUGGGCUCCUUUUGGAGGCUCUCAAAGAGUGUAAUCCAAAUUUGAAGAAACUGAGCUUUCAUGAUGUGAACCUCGCUGAGCACCAGAAAGAAGUUCUGCUUUUGCUUCAGGAUCCCAUCCUGCAAGAAAUCACAUUUUCCUUCUGCCGGCUAUUUGAAAGCUCUACUACCGAGUUUUUGUCAGAAAUAAUUAAUACAGUGAAAAGAAACUCAGCUUUGAAGAGUCUGAAACUGCCUGGGAAUCGCCUUGGGAAUCACAGGCUGGUUGCCCUUGCGGACAUUUUCUCUGAAGAUUCCUCCUCUUCUCUUUGCCAGCUGGAUGUCAGCUCGAAUUGCAUCAAACCUGAUGGGCUCCUGGAGUUCACAAAGAAGCUGGAAGGCUACAUCCAGCAGAGAGGGGGACAAAUACAAUUCACACACCUUCGCCUCUUCCAGAAUUGGCUGGACCAGGAUGCUGAAACAGCUCAAGAAGCACUUCGGCGUCUCAAAGCUGUGUGCAGUGUGGUCAAUGACUCGUGGGACUCCUCCCAGGCCUUUGCUGAUUACAUCAGUGUUAUGUGAUGGUGGUGCAGGACCGAUGGAUGCAGGAGUGGGAGAAAACCGAACAGUUUGAACUAAGCAGUUCAGUCCCUGGCCAAGUAGCUUGCUGUUUGUUUGCAGUCAUGUUGCCCCCUCCAACAUCUGCAGGCAUUUUACAGAGGUUUUGAAUAGUUUGUUCUUUUGUAACAUUUUUAUAACAAAAAUAUAACUAAGACCCAUAAUAUACCAAAGUGUGAUUU